Daldinia caldariorum is the source of this 793-nucleotide messenger RNA. Its product is annotated as LexA/Signal peptidase. The coding region runs from base 156 to 674 and encodes 172 amino acids. Lineage: Eukaryota; Fungi; Ascomycota; Sordariomycetes; Xylariales; Hypoxylaceae. Gene Ontology annotation, cellular component: mitochondrial inner membrane peptidase complex; membrane. The transcript is spliced from 2 exons. The record is from RefSeq and is a predicted model, not a curated record. Gene Ontology annotation, molecular function: serine-type endopeptidase activity.
GGAACUCAAGCCAAGCUCCGACUCAAUUAGGUAGUACCUAAGGUACUUGGAAUGAUUUGAGGACAAUCCCGGUUCGUUGAGAGAUGCAAGCCAGCAAACAGGUACCUUAUCAUCAUCCCUCAUAGAAAACAAGCAAGCAGCUCCCACCUACCACCAUGUCCAGCCUCCUAGGCCACCCCUUCCGCGUGCUCGUCUACACAACCAAAGCCCUGGCCCUGGGCCACCUGCUAGUGACGUACGGGUACGGGGUCGGGUACGGCUGGGGCCCGUCGAUGCUGCCGACGUUCCUGGCGACGAACGAGUGGUUCGUGACGGACCGGUCGUACCGCCGGGGCCGCGGCGUCCGCGUCGGCGACUGCGUCGUCUACGCCAUCCCCGUGGAGCCGGGCGAGGACGGCGUCAAGCGCGUCCUCGGCCUCCCCGGCGACUACGUCCUCCUCAACUCCCCCGGCGUAGGCUCCGAUACCAUGAUACAGGUACCUAAAGGCCAUUGUUACAUAGUCGGAGACAACCUCCCCUGGUCGAGGGAUAGCCGCGACUUUGGUCCCAUUCCCAUGGGCCUCAUCAAAGGCAAAGUGGUCGCUAAAGUAGUGGUAAACGGUUGGUGGCCGUUUAACUGGUUUACAAAGGUAGAAAGUGGUCUUCACCCAGUAUCGGAUGAGCCUAAAAUAUAAUUACCUUUGGUACUCAUUCUCCCUUUUCCUAUAAAGUACAGCUAUGAUUUAGAAAAAGGUCAUGUGCCUAUUGUAUUGUAUUAUAUUCCUAUACCACGAUUUGCAUUGCACGAGGGGCG